GGAGAAAAGUUUAGCAGUAACAACAUUUGGGUGUACAGUGGGAGUGGGGGGAAAAAGAAGAGAAAAGAAAAGAGUGUGAGCCGAAAGUGACGAACCAAUGAAAAACAAGGCAAUAACAUAAUAGCAUUAGCAACCAACACCAUCUACACCCAAACACCCAACCACAUCAAAUUCAACCACAACGUUGGAUUAGAUAGAUUUCAGAAAUAAUGAAACCUAAAUCCAAAAACACCAAAUUAAAAAACCAAUAAUCAGAAACACAGACAACAACAACUACUACUUUUUCAUUUCUUUUCUAUUGUCUUCUCCACUGCUCUACUGCCUCGAACUAGGGCUAACUUACCCUCUUCUGAUUCAUCGCUUGCUUUUGUUUUUCUUGCCCGAAUCCGAAUCCGUAUCUGUAUCCGAAUCCUUUUUAUUUUUCUGGGAAGAAACAAAAUCUCACACCCGUGAUUUUCUUUUUUGACUUCUCCCAAAACCAUACAUACCCUUUCUUUCAUCUACUAUGCCUUCGAAACCCUAGAAAUAUGUAUCUUCUUUUAGGAACGUGAAAGAAAAAGAAGCCAUGGAGAUUGCUGGGAAGCUUUCGUUUUCGCUGCUGAUUCAGAGAUCAUCGCUUUAAGUUAUGGGGAAUCGCUCGGAUUAGCCGAGUCGAAUUGGGAAUUUUUGUUUUGUUUCUAAAUUUGAACGAGAUCGUGGUUGUUGGUUUUGUUGUUAGGUUUAGUUGUUGGUUUUACUGAGCUCUGAUCUCGAAGAUUUUGUAUUUGGCGCCGUCUAUACCAUUUCGGGAAACCAGGAUAAUUGUCUCCGAGUUAAGGAUAGUGCUGUCCCCUCUAAGCUUAUCACUAUCUUUAUUUUUACUUAACAAUUUAAGUACGAAAGCUCAAAGAUUUAGGGACGUGGAGGCUCUGCAAACUUCUGUACUGGGAUUCAGACCCAUUUGAUUCUUUCAAGCUCUGAAGCUUUUUUAAGAGUUACGAGUUGGUCCCAAGGAGGAGAAACAACUUAGUUUAGGUCUGGUGUUUUGAGGUGAGAACUGAAAAUGGCUAUGUCCUGCAAGGAUGGUAAACCGGGACUAGAUAACGGUAAGUAUGUAAGGUACACACCUGAGCAGGUUGAAGCCCUUGAAAGGCUCUAUCAUGAUUGCCCCAAACCCAGUUCGAUUCGUCGCCAACAGCUUAUAAGGGAGUGCCCUAUUCUCUCUAAUAUUGAGCCUAAACAAAUCAAGGUCUGGUUCCAGAACAGAAGAUGCAGAGAGAAACAAAGGAAAGAAGCGUCACGCCUUCAAGCUGUGAAUAGGAAGCUUACUGCUAUGAAUAAGCUAUUAAUGGAAGAGAAUGAUAGGUUGCAGAAGCAGGUGUCGCAAUUGGUGUAUGAAAAUGGCUAUUUCCGCCAGCAUACCCAAAGCACAACGCUUGCAACCAAAGAUACAAGUUGUGAAUCGGUGGUCACGAGUGGUCAACACCAUUUGACCCCUCAGCACCCGCCGAGAGAUGCUAGUCCUGCAGGGCUUUUGUCCAUUGCAGAGGAAACUUUAGCAGAGUUUCUUUCAAAGGCUACUGGAACUGCUGUGGAGUGGGUCCAAAUGCCUGGAAUGAAGCCUGGUCCGGAUUCCAUUGGAAUCGUUGCUAUUUCUCAUGGUUGCACUGGAGUGGCAGCACGAGCCUGCGGCCUGGUGGGUCUAGAACCUACGAGGGUCGCUGAAAUCCUCAAGGAUCGACCAUCGUGGUUUCGCGAUUGCCGUGCCGUGGAUGUUCUUAACGUGCUGCCAACCGCAAAUGGUGGAACCAUUGAGCUGCUUUAUUUGCAGCUCUAUGCUCCAACUACUUUGGCGCCUGCUCGCGAUUUCUGGAUAUUGCGAUAUACUUCUGUUUUAGAAGAUGGCAGCCUUGUGGUUUGUGAAAGAUCUCUUAAAAAUACUCAAAAUGGUCCAGCCAUGCCUCCUGUGCAACAUUUUGUUAGGGCAGAGAUGCUGCCUAGUGGAUACCUCAUUCGGCCUUGUGAAGGGGGUGGUUCAAUCAUACACAUUGUUGAUCAUAUGGAUUUGGAGCCUUGGAGUGUGCCAGAAGUAUUGCGUCCGCUGUAUGAAUCAUCUACUGUUCUUGCUCAAAAGACAACAAUGGCAGCUUUAAGGCAGCUAAGACAGAUAGCCCAUGAGGUUUCUCAGUCUAGUGUCACAGGCUGGGGUAGGCGUCCUGCUGCUCUAAGAGUCCUGAGCCAGAGGCUAAGCAGGGGUUUUAAUGAGGCACUUAAUGGCUUUACUGAUGAGGGGUGGUCAAUGAUGGGAAACGAUGGCAUGGAUGAUGUUACAAUCCUUGUUAACUCAUCUCCCGACAAACUAAUGGGCUUAAAUCUUUCUUUUGAGAACGAAUUUCCUGCUGUCAGCAACGCAGUUUUAUGUGCUAAAGCAUCUAUGCUGUUACAGAAUGUCCCUCCUGCUAUCCUUCUUAGGUUCCUGCGAGAGCAUAGGUCAGAAUGGGCUGACAAUAACAUUGAUGCUUAUUCUGCUGCCGCUGUCAAAGUGGGCCCCUGUAGUUUAGCAGGUUCUCGGGUUGGUAGUUUUGGUGGUCAAGUUAUACUGCCUCUGGCACACACUAUUGAGCAUGAUGAGUUCUUGGAGGUCAUUAAGUUGGAAGGUGUUAGUCAUUCUCCUGAAGAUGCAAUGAUGCCUAGAGAAAUGUUCCUUCUGCAACUCUGCAGUGGAAUGGAUGAGAAUGCUGUUGGCUCUUGUGCUGAACUAAUUUUUGCUCCAAUUGAUGCUUCUUUCGCUGAUGAUGCACCUCUUCUGCCAUCUGGGUUCCGAAUUAUUCCUUUGGAUUCUGGGAAGGAAGCCUCCAGUCCAAAUCGCACCCUAGACCUGGCUUCUGCUCUUGAAAUUGGGCCAAAUGGAGCUAAAGCUUCUAGUGAUUAUUCUGCCAACAAUGGUUGUGUGAGAUCAGUGAUGACGAUUGCUUUUGAAUUUGCAUUUGAAAGCCACAUGCAAGAACAUGUAGCCUCCAUGGCUAGGCAGUAUGUCCGCAGCAUUAUCUCAUCAGUUCAAAGGGUUGCACUAGCAUUGUCGCCUUCACAUUUGAGUUCACAGGCUGGUCUUCGCUCACCACUCGGUACUCCUGAAGCACAGACCCUUGCUCGUUGGAUCUGCAACAGUUAUAGGGGCUACUUGGGUGUGGAACUACUUAAAUCUAGUGGAGAGGGGGGCGAAACAAUUCUCAAAACCUUGUGGCAUCACUCGGAUGCUGUUAUGUGUUGCUCAAUGAAGGCAUCACCAGUUUUUACCUUUGCAAACCAGGCGGGGCUUGACAUGCUUGAAACCACCUUGGUUGCACUGCAAGAUAUUUGUUUGGAAAAGAUUUUUGAUGACCAUGGGCGGAAGACUCUCUGCUCUGAGUUCCCUCAGAUAAUGCAGCAGGGUUUCUCUUGCCUUCAGGGGGGAAUCUGCCUUUCGAGCAUGGGACGGCCAGUGUCGUAUGAAAGAGCAGUGGCAUGGAAAGUGCUGAACGAGGAGGAGAACGCACACUGUAUCUGUUUUAUGUUUAUGAACUGGUCUUUUGUGUGAGAUAUCAGACCGAGUGGCUGAACUUCUAUGUUAGCUUAUAGGGUUAAGAAAGGAUAGAAACCUUAAUUUGUCUUUUAUGUUCAUUUGGAUAUUUUGCUUUAGUUUGGAGUUUGGAUGUUGAGACUGAUAUUUAGUUCCUUCCAACACUCUUUAUGAUACUCUUUAUCUUGUGAUGCUUCGACUAAGUUAUGUUCUUUGCUUCAUCUUCUUUACUGUGUGAUGCAUUUUUGUUUGACUGUUUGUUGCCAUAUUUGAUAAAAUAACUUAGGAUUGUCCGAAGUCGAUUUCUACAUUUAUAUUUGUAUUCUAUUAUGUAAAUAUUUGACAAGUGGAUAAUAUUUAAAUAUUCUAAACAUGAUUAAUUAAGUUAAUGUGAAAUAAGAAACUAAAAAUUUUUGAAGUGUAAAAAAGAAGAGUUUCAUUUUUCACUUUUACGCUUAACGAGGGUAUAAAUUUUUGAUUUUUAUUUCUUUAAAAGAUCACCAUAAUAUGAAAAGCAAACCAAAAUUUUAUGCUUUCUUAUCCCACAAACCCACUCCACCUCGACUUUUCUUUCUCUCUCUUGAUUUCUAGCCGUCCUCUUUAUCUCGCUUUCACUCUUGGUUCUAUAUUCCAAUUUCCGAACAGUUGGUUUUAUUUGAAAUAAAUGUAAAAUUGUCACGUAAUGUAUAAAAGAAGUUUUUUAACCCAAAUUUUGUGGUUUGUGGAAACAAAAAUUAAUCUAACGGAAUUGUUAUAAUGAAAAUUUAACUUCAAAGUGUAUUGGUGUGGAAGAUUGAGGAGGCUAACCGGCCUUGAUUCAUUAUAGCAGCUCUAGUGGAAGUGGUUUUUUAGGGUUUCUUCACUCACGAAGUGGGUUACAAUUUGACUUUUCAAAAAGGUGUUGUUUUAUUUAUUUAUUUUGAUCCUUGUGAUUGGAUACUUUUGGUUAAAUAUUAUGUUUACAAUUUUUAGGCAACAUUAAACAUAAUUAUGAAUUUGAGAGUACAUCUCCAAUUGAAGUUGCUACAAGUGUGGCUGUAGAUUCAUUUAUUGCUUCUGUUGAGCACUGAUAGUUAUUUAUUUAUUUAUUUAUUUUUUCUGAUAGCUUAGCAUGUAAAUUUAAAAUUUAAUAAAAUGAAAAUGAGUCUUACUAACGUUGGUAGCGUUUGAGAUGUCUUUAGAGACGCCCUUAUAUUACAAUAGACAUGGUUGUUGGUGUAUUUUAUCUACUGUUUUAGUGUACUCAUUAAUUAUUGGUUUUAUAUGAGUAUAUGCUCUCUUUUCGACCCUUCUAAUAUAAAAUUUAACAAAAGUAAUGUCCAUACAUGAUAUUAAUGUAUUAAUGACAAUAAGAUAAAAAAUUUAUUGAAACUUCAAAUUAUGUAUGUCAAUCGCAUACAAUAUUUUCAUUUAUUCAAACUAAACAAAAAAUAAGAAAUAAGGACUCCGUGGUGAGAUCACUAAUUAAAGCAAAAAAAACCCCUUUAGAAAGGAGAUUAACACAACUAAUAAGCCUUAUAAACAUAUACAUAAACUAGCUGGUUACAUAUACCCACAAACUCCAUCCAUCCAAGUCAUUUUGAUAAUAAUUUAAAGUUCAACAAGGUCAAAACUCAUCUUUCCACCUAAAAAAGGUUACAAGACUCCAAAAAAAAUGGACCUUAAAGCAUACAUGACCUGGAAACUCAGGAGAGAUCAGGGAAUCGAAUACAAAAUUAAGUAAGAUAUAGUACUGGUACAAUAACUUGGACAAUAACCUAAAAAAAACCUGAUUCAAGGUAUAACAAAAAGGUUAAUUAUAUUUCCAAGAAUAUAAUAUAUAAAAUAUGUGAGACUCUCGAUCGGUGUGGGAGAAUUAUAUCAAUACUCAAACACGUACGAGAGACCCAUAUAGUAUAUAUAUAAAUAUAUAUAGGUAUGGGGCUAAUAAAAUAAUAAUGGUUAAUUAACAAAAUAAGUACUGAUCGACCAAUUAAAGACCCCUUUUUAGGUAGAUGUGUAUAGAUCCUUUGUUAUAGCCGGAAUACAACUUGAACUCCGAGCAAUCCCACCUUUCUUAUUAGAAGGAUCUCUAGGACUAAUAGACUUAGCCCUAAUCCUUCCAUCACUUUGGCUCUUCUUGAACAUUUCUCUCAUAGCCUCAGCUUGAAACAAAACAGGAUAAGCUCUCCCAAACUUGUUGAACCUAACACAUGCACUCAUGUGUACACCCAAAGCCUCCUCAACCUCCUUAUUAUUAUUUCCACUACCAGAACAAUUAUUACUAUUGUCGUUCCUCUUCUUCUGAAGCUCUUCCUUAACCGCCUCCGAACAAAGCCCGCAAACCCACUUCCCGAAGAACUUUUCCCUUAUCUUCUCUAUGUACUCAGGCGUACACUCCUCAACCAUGCCACAACACUCGCACUUGGCAUCCUCUACCUCCGAUAUCGGCGGUAGAUCAUCCAAGUCCAUUGCUGCUGCCUCUUGAGCUUUGCUAAGCUCAAACGAGAUGUCUGACACCGUUCGGUGCAGACUCUCAGAUGGAAGCCUUGGCGGCUUGGAGAAGUUUCCGGCCGUAAUCCGGGUUGAGAAAGUAGUUGGAGUAGGAGGUGUGUUAGGGCUUGGGAUUAUUGAUUCUCCGUGAGGUGCCAUAGUAGCAAGAGAAAGAAGUAGUGAAAGAAAUAAUAGUAUAUUAUGAUCAAUGGUGAACAGUGUUUGGUUAUAGAGUCAUGUGAAUAUAUGAUCAAUGGUAUAGU
Molecule: messenger RNA, 6273 nt
Organism: Cannabis sativa
Lineage: Eukaryota; Viridiplantae; Streptophyta; Magnoliopsida; Rosales; Cannabaceae
Product: homeobox-leucine zipper protein ATHB-15
Exons: 18
Coding region: 1043-3556 (837 amino acids)
Molecular function (GO): DNA-binding transcription factor activity; DNA binding; lipid binding
Source: RefSeq, a predicted model, not a curated record